Molecule: messenger RNA, 1373 nt
Organism: Oryzias latipes (Japanese medaka)
Lineage: Eukaryota; Metazoa; Chordata; Actinopteri; Beloniformes; Adrianichthyidae
Product: ankyrin repeat and SOCS box protein 1-like
Biological process (GO): intracellular signal transduction
Source: RefSeq, a predicted model, not a curated record
AUGAAACCUUUUUUGGUGUGUUUCUUGUUUGUAGAUUUAACGCUGACGUUGACAUGGACCACCAGCUGGGCCCCCGUCUCAUCCUAAGCGCUCGAACCCUCAACACGCUGGUGGUGUGUCCGCUCUACAUCAGCGCCGCCUACCACCACCUCCAGUGUUUCAGAGUGCUGCUCCGAGCCGGCGCGCAGCCCGACUUCAACUACACGGGACCCGUCUGCCACGAGGCUCUGGCGCGGGGCCUGGCCUCCUGCCUGCUGGACGCGGUGCUGCGACACGGAUGUGACGUGGCCUUCGUCCACCUGCUGCUGGACCACGGGGCUAACCCCGCUUUCGUGUCCUGGGGCGAGUCUGAACUCCAGGCUCCAAAUCGAAGGAAAGUUGAACCAGAGGCACUAAAGGUUUUCCUGGAGGCAAAAAGAAACCCUCGUAGACUGGUACAUCUGUGCCGCAUCAGGAUCCGCAGAACGAUGGGCAAAAAACGUCUUAACUGCAUAUCCUCACUGCCAGUACCAGAUCCCAUCAAGAACUUCCUGCUCCACCAAAACUGACCCAAACUGUGGCUUUCCUCAUCUUGUGAAGCGGUCAUCCUCAGUGAGUCCCAAACAGCGCUCCCGGUGUUCAGAUGUUAGCACGCCAUCCUUUUGCCUGAUUUGCUUCUUUCUAAAGAAGCUGUUCUCAAACGGUGAACCUCUGUCUGCGUCCUACAGUGGAUUAUUGCCUUGUGAUCCCCUAAAUCCUCAAGAUGUCUCCUGGUAUUUUUAAAUUUAACAGGCAGAAUAAAUGUCUUCUGAUGGAAAAAAAAGACUUAUAAAUAUAUACAUAGAUAUAUAUAGAUAUCUAUAGAUAUAGAUAGAUAUUUGAAUGUUAAUUUAUGGGGGGUAGAUGUACUGAAACAUGUUAUUGAAUGUCUCCUGAGUGUUUAUACUGAUAAAUAGAUCAUAUCCACAGAUGUUGCAGGUUUCUUUGGAUACAAAGAAAGCUCUUGUGUUCUUCUGCAGCCUUCAGUCUUUUUUUAAUUUUGGUUUCCUUGAAAGAACAACUCUCCACAUUUGGACAAAACACUGCAGUUUGAAAGUGAUGCAAUAUGUUGAUUCUAUUUUAUUCUGUUGCUCUGACAAUCUAGGUAAUACCUUGUUAAUAAGUUGUGAUUUUAAUUUAAAAAAAGACAGAAUUUAGGGCGUUUUGUUUUCAAUAACCAGAAUGAUGCCUUCUCAGUGAUGCUAUUGCACUUAAUGUUUCUUGUGUGUGCACGGCGUAUACAAAAUGAAAGUACUUUUCAAAGAUGUACAACUAUAAAUGUGUUUUUGUUUCUUUGUUUUCUACAUUUCACUGUAAUUUGCUUACAUUAAAUGUAAUCAGGAGAAUCUCUCCAA